AAAAUCUGUUCAACCAGUAGUGUUGAUAAAUUGUCUUUGAGAGAGGCUGUUACUUAGCUUUCACCCUCUUUUUAUCAUUAACCCACUGGAAUCCAUUGGAAUCCAACUCAUGGCGUCUGUCCUACCAUAGCAACAACCAAGCCAGCAUUCUAUUUCUAUGGCAACGGCCCGGAAGCGCACUGUCACCUUGGUAACGUCGACAGAGAUUAGAAUGGUGCUUCUCGUCAGCAGCUGGUUCUAAAGUUUCUCAGCUGGACAAAAGUUCUUUCUCUGAUUUAAAAGAGCCCAUGGCCUUUCUUUUAUGCAUGUGUCCGUUCAAUGCUUAUCUUUAAUUGCUUUAAUUGAAUGGAAUGCAAGGUUUGUGAUUUCUUUACCUUACAUUUGGCUACUUUUGGAGGCAGUAUUAGCAUAAGCUUACAUACCCUAUUUUGGGGAAAACGCUAACAUAAGCUAAUGCUACUUGCUAAUAUUUUAAUUGAUAAAAACGGAGUUGUUUUACUAUGAGUUCCCACCCGGAGCAAGGUGCAGACUCGCCUCGACUGGAGGCUGUGAUUCAGAAGUUGGAGGAGUCCCUGCUUCACUCUGGCAGUUCAGGAGACGGGACGUUGACACUCCGAGGUGAUGGUCUGGAGUCCAGUGUCAGUUCUGUGCCUGUCUCCUCCCGCAUCCGUCAAAUCAUCACCCGCAACCUGACUGAUCAGUUGACUGGUGAGAGCUCUGAGGUCAGUGAGCUGGAGGAUAGCAGGGCCCUGAGGGAGCAGCUUUCUCUGAGCCAGAUGGACCGUGACCAGCCACUAGUCAAACAGGCUGGUCUCACAGACAGGCUUGAUAAGAUGCUGAAUUUGCAGUCAGAAGUGGACUCAGACCAGGACAACGUAUCACCUGAACACGCGCAACCGCAGAACAAGGAGAGAACUUACAGACAAAAACUGCAGGUGUACCAGGAAGCCCAGCAGAGACAGGCCCAACUUGUCCAGAAGCUGCAGGCUAAGGUUCUUCAAUAUAAGAAAAGGUGUGGGGAUCUAGAAGAGGAGGUGCUGGAGAAAACUUCAGAAUCUGAAAAGAUGAGAUUGUUGCUGCAGGCCCACCUGGACUCAGCCCAGCGUCAGCAAAGAACAGAAGAAGGUCUCAACAUGGCAAUCCAGAGCAAGUGUGUUCAGCUGGAAGAGGAGCAGAAAAGGUGUGCCAGCCUCAGCCAAGUCAACUCUAUGCUGCGAGAACAACUGGAGCAGGCAGGCACCGUUAACCAGGGCCUCACAGAGAGCUUGUGGAAGGCCCGGGAAGACUUGGAGUUGUGUGAUACCCGUUUGCGCAGAGAGCAAGAGACCUGCGCCUCACGGUUGAGUCGUGAACAGGCUCGUGUCAGAGCACUGUGGCGCCAGGCUGCCUCCCUGCGAAGCACUUUCACGCAGCUAAGGACUUUCACUGACAGGACCCUGUCUGAUAUGCGUGUGGAGUGUGUCACUGUGAGUCGAGAGCUGCAUGUAGCCUGUACGAGUUUAGAGUCCAAAGUCACACUGGACAACACUAGCGGAGUGGAGAUGUCAGCACUGGAGCGGCAGCUGAGGGACAAGCUUAAGGAGGCCAUGCAGCUUCAGGGUCGCUGGGAUGCAGAGAAAGUAGAACUUAACUCCAGAAUCCUGGAGCUGACUGACACAGUCAAGCACCUUCGGAACCAGAACACUGAGAAGGAUGCCAGCCUCCACACCAUGCAGAUCACUCUGGACAGGAUGGAGACGAGAAGAUCAGAGGAUAAAGCAGAGAUGGAGGCUCUCCAUGCAGAGAACCAAGCCUUCCAGAAGAUUUUAUCCCAUGUUCAGCAGGUUGUUGGUGGUGAAGGGGACAGCAGCAGCUCUGAAACUGUGUCCUCCUCACCUCUCCACAGCCGAUCUCCUCUGAGAAAUCCAACACUAAUAGCUGUACAGAGUGCUCUUUUUAAGCACCAGAAACAAGCACAGGACCUGCGUGGGUGUCUGGAUGCCUCCAGGGAGCAAGUGAACACACUGCGUACACGGCUACAGGAGAAGGACACUGAGAGGAAGGAGCUCAGUCAGAAGAUUCAGGAGCUUAGGAAGGAGAGUCAGGAAGCCAAAAAAGCUCUAGAGGGAAGUGUCAGGGAUAGCAAGCGAUAUCAAAACUCAUUGGAACUCAUCUCCAGUGAGAAAUGCAGCCUGGAAACGCUCCUCUCACGGGUGCAGCAGGAGGUGGACUCCCAGCGUGCCGAGCUCGAAGUACUACGGAACUCGUCACUGGAGCUUCAGAGACAACGGGACGUCCUGAGGCAGCAGAGAGAGGAUCUGGAGAUGCAGCUGGCACGGCAGCGCACAGAGGCCCAAAGAAGCGAGAGAUGUCUGGAGGAGCUUGAAGGAAAACACUCUGAUUUACGCAGGGAGUUUGUGACAGUGAAAGAGGCAUUAAGUCAGAUCACCCUGCAGAAGGAUGUGUUGGAGGAUGAUAAGGCCAGCCUCGCUGUGGCUCUAACCAAGAUUGAGUCCCAACGCACUGCACAGGAAUUAGCCUUCACCAAGCUGCAGAAUCAAGAAGCUACUCUUAAAGAUUCUCUUGCCAAAAUGGCUGCUCUCAGUGAAGGCUUAGCCAAGGACAAGGUGGAACUCAAUCGUAUUCUGCUGCAGACAGAAGGCGAGAAGGCUGAGCUGGGAGAACGCAGGCGAGAAGCUGAAGUUGAGCGGGCAGCGGCCAGAGAGGAGACAGCGCGGGUGCAACAGGAGAUGAUGAAUCUACUCGCUGACAAACAAGUGCUGGAGAACUCCCACAGCCACUUACAGGAUCUGUGCCAGAAGUUAGAAGCUGAGCUCAGCCUGCUGCAGAAGGAGAACAUUCAGACCCUGGAGCAGCUCUCACAGGUCAACAGGCAGAUGCAGAAUGUGUCAGAGGAGCUGUGUGCGUGCAGGAAGGAGCUGGAGAUUCAGACCACAGCCCUAAAGAGAGCGACCAAUGACAGGGAGGAGCUGGCCAAGGAUAAAGCUGCUCUUGAUGUCAACCUAAACUCUGCUGAGCGAAAGGCCUGUGUUCUCACACAGGAGCUGGUUGCACUUAGAGCAAAGAAAGAAUCCCUGGAGGCUUCACUGUUUGAGAGCCAGGAGCUUGCUUCGUCUCUUCAGGCUGAGUGCAACAGGAUCGAUGGGGAAAGGCGCAGCUUGCUUCUGGCUAACGAGGCCUUGACGCGUGAUAUUGCUCAGAUGCGUGUGGAUGCUGAAUGCCAAUUUGCACAAGCUACACAGGACCGUAGUAACCUGGAGGAGAAGCUGGUCCAGGUGGAGAGAAAUGCUCAACUCCUCCUGAAAUGCAAAGAGCAAAGCCACAGGGAGCAGCUAGAAGCUGAACGCAAGGAAAAGGAGCAUCAGUGUGCGGAGCUGAUGGUUCAGCGGGAACAGGCCGAGGAGCGGCUGCGUAGACAGUAUGAGGAGCUGCGUGUGCACAACCAGAAAGAACUGCAGCAGGUGCACGAGGAGUUGGCCAGACUGCAGCAGCACUGCAACCAAAGCCUCCUGCAGGCUGAAAGUGAAAAGCAGCAUGCUUUGUCCCAGAUGGAGGCAGAGAAGGCUGCCAUCACAGAGAAGAUGGUAGUCCUGCAGCAAGACCUGGCCACAGCAGGCAUGGAGCUGGAAAACACAAAGAGGGAGGCACAUAGCAAACAAGAGCAGGACAAGAAUGCAAUGGAUGUCCUUCGAUCUGAGUUACAAGACUUGCAAACACAGUUUGAGGAAUCCUUGAACUCCCAUGAGAACUCCAAAAAGACUCUAACUGAGCAGAAUAGAGAGUUGAAUCAACAGAGGGAAUGUGCAAAACAGGAGGUAGAUGAUCUUCGUCGUCAGCUCCAAGAUGCAGAAGAUGGACUUAUUAAAGUCCGAAGGGAGUUGAUUGAGGCUCAUAGGGAGCUUCAGGAAUGUGCACAGGAGCGAGACAAGCAACGUAAAGAAGCUCUUGACAUCAGGAGGCUCUUGGGUGAUGAGACCAGAGAGAAGGAGGCCAUUCAAGUAACAAAUGAAGAACUAAGAACCUUUAUCAAGAGAGCAGAAAGUGACAAUAGCAGCUUGAGGCGAGCUGUGGAGGAGAAGGAGCAGAAAGUAUCCGUCUUAGAAGAAUGCAGGAACUCCAUGAACCAAGAGGCUAACAAUUUACGGAGCAGCAUGAGAGAGCUGGAGAGGUGUCGCCUACAGGCACGAAGAGAGCUGCAGGAGCUGCGGAGACAGGUGAAGGUCCUUGACGGCGGGAACAGACAACAGAAACAGGAGCUGCGAGAGCUGCAGGCCCGGGUGUGUCAAGAGGAGCAGAAAGAGGAGGAGGCACGCCGCGAGGCUUUCACCCUGAAGCAGAGAGUGUUGGAGUGUGAGGCUGGCAGAGAAGCAGCACUGAAUGAGGUUGCAGGUCUGCAGCGUCGACUGAUGGAGCUUGAAUCCGCAGAGCAUCAGAACCAAAAGCUUCUGCAGGAAAAAGAUUUGCAUCACCAUCAGAGUGAGCAGAGACACAGAGAGGCCACUGACCAGCUGGAAGGAGCACUAGAGGAAGCUAAUGUCAAGAUCAGAGAGCUCACUGUGCAGGCUGACCUGGCUGAAAGCAAGAUCCAGGGCCUGGAAAAGCAGCUGGACUUGGGUGAUUCCAAACGAAGGGACCUGGAAAUCAAGCUGGGGGGGUUGUAUUCAGCUCUCCGCCACACAGUUCUCAACAAUUGCCUAGCUGGUUCUCACAGACACUCUCCCUCUGACUGGAGAAACCACUUGCAUGUAAAAGAUGAAGAGUUGGAUUUGUGUUCAGUGCAAACAGCACUCAGAGACAUUCAGCUGGGAUUCAGGGAUGCACAAAAAGACAGGGAUGAAGCCCGGGCUCAGAUAAUCAGUCUAAGUCAUCAAGUGACAGAGCUCCAAGAUAGUCAUAAUAAGUCAGCCACUCAAGUGUUACAACUGCAAAAGUCCUUGAAGCAAUCUGAGGAUGGGAAACAAGUGAUGGCAGAACGCUUGCACAAGGCACACACUUCCUUGUCCCUUCAGGAAGAAGUAGUACAUCAAACAGAGCGGGAAAAGAAAGGCCUGGAAGGAGAAGUGGCUCAACUGAGAAUUGCUCUACAAGCUACUGAGGCUGAAUCCAGGGCACUACAAGACAAGCUGGAGUUCUUUAGGAGCUUAGAAUCUCGUGCAAAUGCAGAACAGCGGAAACUAAAGGAGUCUCUGGAGGCUGCGGAGAACAGGGUGAGCCGUCUGGAGCUCGCACAUCGCACCCUUGAGGGUGAGUUACAGCGAUCCCAGCUCAGGGCUGCAGAACUGGAUGCAGAGUCAGGGGCACUGCAGGAGAGACUGACAGAGCUGAGGAGGAGGCUGGGGGAGAGUGAAGACCAGUGUGCAGCUCUGAGGGUCAGUGAGGAGAAGCUGGCUGCAUUAUUGGCUCGAGCUGAACAACAUGAGAGCCAGCUGAGAGAACAGAUCCAUAAACUGUCGAACAGUCUCAGUGACAGCCAGAGCAGCACUGGAGCUCUGCAGGAGCAGAUAGCACAGCUGCAGAGGGCUCUGACUGCCAGUGAACAUGACCGAAGGAUGCUGCAGGAGCGCCUGGAUAAAACACGAGAUGCCCUCUCUGAGAGUAAGAGGCUGAACCAUACUCUAACAGAGCGGACCCAAAACCUUCAGAGAACCCAAGAAGACUCAGAACUUAAAUCUUCUGAACUGGAGAAACAUAACAGAGCGCUGAAGGAGAGCCUGAAACAGCAACAGGAGGCAGGAAUGCAGGCUCAGGGGAUCUCCCAGCAGCUCCAGAGAGAGAAAGAUGAUCUUCAAGACAAGGUCCUGACUCUCCAAGGCUGUCUGCAAAAACUGCAGAGCGAGAGGGCAGAGAUGGAGAGGGCACUCACACGCCUCAGCAAAGACAAGUCCACUCUCAGGAAGACAUUGGAGAAGGUGGAGAUGGAAAGGCUAAGGAAGGAGGAGGAGGUGGCGGCAGCAGCCAGAGAGAAGGAGCAGCUGGGGGAGACAAUACACUGCUUGGAACAGGAGUUAGCUGAGAAGAACCUAGACUUACAGACUCUGCAGGUUCAGAUCUCUGAGUUGGAUCAUGCUCAUGCACAGCGCCUCCUGGAGGUGACAGCCCGCCAUCACCAGGAGCUGGAUCUGGAGACAGAGCGUCUGAGAGACAGCCAGCUCCAAGCAGAGCACGCCUUGGAGACCAGGGAAAAGGCUCAUCGCCAGAGGGUCAGAUGCCUGGAGGAGCAGGUGCUGACUCUCAAAGAGCAGCUCGAUCAGGAGACGAGGAGACGACAGGCCUAUUUCAAUCAGAUGCUGCAACCUGGUGUGUAGGCAGAAACUCUGCACUAAAGUAUGUAACACCUCUGGCUUCCACAUUCGCUGUUCCUCUGGCUGCUUCCCAACAACAUUAUAUUACAAGCUAACAUCCACAUUUGGAAGCAUACACACAAACACAGGCCCAAGGCGUUUGCUCCCACCCAUGCACAUGUGCACACGGAUUACAUUAAUCUGCAGGAAAACUCAACAACAACAAACAAUGAGUGUUUUGUUUAUAAGUGGACUGGAUGUGCCAAAUUGUUUAAGGAUUUCCUCUGGCUCGCUACAGUUGGUGCUUCUAAGUCUGUUUAUGCUGUGUCAGUUUUUUAGGAAACAGUAUGAUGAAAGGUUUCCUUGGUUGGUGCUUAAUUCUACAUUUAUAUUCAUUGAUUUACUCAUUUGUCACAUGCUGAUCAUGUUGUUGUAUGUCAUAAUCACAAUUUCUAAUGAGAAUAUACUGUAAAUCCAUAUAUUUACAUUAAGAAUUUACAGAUUUUAUUUGAUCUUCCUGGUACUGUGAUUACUUAUGGUUCCUAUAUUGACCAUUUAUUCAUUAUGUAUUGCACUCUAUUUAGUCAAUAGUAGCUCUUGAAAUGUAUGAUUGUUUUUAAUAAAAUUGGGU
Sphaeramia orbicularis (orbiculate cardinalfish) is the source of this 6912-nucleotide messenger RNA. RefSeq names its product ciliary rootlet coiled-coil, rootletin family member 2 (gene crocc2). The transcript has 36 exons. The record is from RefSeq and is a predicted model, not a curated record. Lineage: Eukaryota; Metazoa; Chordata; Actinopteri; Kurtiformes; Apogonidae. Bases 501 to 6305 code for a protein of 1934 amino acids.